Molecule: messenger RNA, 6681 nt
Organism: Nyctereutes procyonoides (raccoon dog)
Lineage: Eukaryota; Metazoa; Chordata; Mammalia; Carnivora; Canidae
Gene: SPAG17
Product: sperm associated antigen 17
Exons: 48
Coding region: 1-6681 (2226 amino acids)
Biological process (GO): epithelial cilium movement involved in extracellular fluid movement; axonemal central apparatus assembly
Cellular component (GO): axonemal central apparatus
Source: RefSeq, a predicted model, not a curated record
AUGGCACCCAAGAAAGAGAAAAGCGGGACUUCGAGCAACAGUUCUAAGCUAUGGGAACCUUCGCUCAUCGGUGCACACUUCAAUCAGAAUGACUGGAAAGGCUCCAUCGCUUUUGUAGUUGGAAACCGGAUUGAGGAUGAUCUUCUCAUUCAAGCCCUCACCAUUGCUGUCCAGGUGCCUCAACGGAAAUUCUUCAGCAUCGUGUCCUGGCAAGACAUUCUCCAGCAGAUCAAUGAAUCAGAUGGACUUUUUGGAACUACAUCUAGAAAGGCAAAGAAACCUCCAAGCAGUAGUGCUCCCUUAUUUUAUGAGGUGAUAAUGGCAGCAAAGGCAAUUAUGGACAGCGGAGAGAAACUGACCCUACCACUGAUAGGGAAACUCUUGAAAUUUCAGCUUCUCCAGAUUAAAAUCAAGGACCAGCAGCGACGGGAAAAUGAAAAGAAGAUAAUAGAAGAUAGAUUCAAGAUAGAAAAGGAUAAAGGGAAGGCAAAAUCUCCCAAGGACAAGAAGACCUCAAGUGCCAAGGUUGCCAAAGGAAAGGGAAAGGAUCAGCCUGACACAAACACAACAGUGAAAAAGACCACGCAGUUAAAACGAAGGGGAGAAGAGGAUGACACUAAACCUUACAUUGACGAUGAGCCAGAUGAUGGUGCCCAACAUUACAUUAUAGUUGUGGGCUUCCACAAUCCUCAGCUAUUAGCGAUUAUGACUGAGCUUGGCAUUCCCAUAAGCAGCGUGAUUAAAAUAUCUUCAGAGAAUUAUGAACCUCUGCAGACACACCUGGCAGCAGUUAGCCAACAGCAGGAAGUUCUUCUUCAGCCAGAAGACAUAGAGGCCGAGAAACUGAAGAAAGAGAAUGCCAUAAGAGAACUUGAAAUUUUCUGGAAGUAUCUGGAACCAAUCCUGAAUAAUGAGAAACCUGAAACAAAUCUCUUUGAUGUUGCUCAACUUGAAUACAUGGUCAAGGCAGAUAACUUUCCUUCUGACUGGGCAGACAGCGAGAUGAUGCUGGAGUUGGGUACUGACAUUUUUGAAAAUAUUGCCUGUUUGAUGUAUGACACCCUGGAUUGGAAGAGACAGCACCAGCACUAUCUGGAAAGCAUGCAGCUUAUCAAUAUCCCACAAGUGGUUAAUGAGAAACCUAUCUUGGAAGCCACGUCAAUUACUGAGGCUCCACAACCUGUUGCUCCAAUACUUGGCAAGAAGAAAGCACAGAAUGAGGAAUCACAAGCCCCAACAUCAGCAGCCUUUGUCUUCACAACUGAAGUAGACAUGAGGUAUUACAAUGACUUGCUGAAUCCAAUUCCAGAAGAAUUCAUCUCUGUGCCUCUGAUACUGCAUUGUAUACUGGAACAGGUUGUGGCAACUGAAGAAGACCUUGUCCCGCCUAGACUGGUACAGCCGCCCCCCAGAGCAGAUGGGUUGGACCACAGAAUCGCAGCUCACAUUGUGUCCAUCCUGCCUUCUCUCUGUCUCACAGAGAGGGAGAAAAAGAAUCUCCAUGAAAUAUUCUUAUGUGAAGAAGAAAACGAAAGCAAGGCAGUGCCCAAAGGCCCUCUCCUACUGGACUAUCAUGAUGCACAUGCCCACAAGAAGUAUGCUCUAAAGAACCAAAAGAAUUUUGACCCAGUUCAAAUUGAGCAGGAGAUGCAGUCCAAGUUGCCACUGUGGGAAUUCCUUAAAUUCCCCCUGCCCCCGCCAUGGAACAGCACUAAACGUCUAGCUGCAAUCCAUGAGCUCAUGCACUUCUGUACAAAUGAAGUCUUGAGCUGGAAUGAAGUAGAACGAGCCUUCAAAGUGUUUACUUUUGAAAGCAUGAAACUCUCUGAGGUUAAUGAAGAAGGAAAGCUAAUACCUUCUGAGAUGAUGUAUGGAACAGAUUCUGAGAUGUUCAACAUACCAUGGGACAACCCUGCCAGAUUUGCUAAACAGAUAAGGCAGCAAUACAUCAUGAAAAUGAGCACCGAAGAGGCCAAAUGCCAAACAGAUACUGAAACCAAAGACAGAAUUUUAUUUGUGGAUCACAAUUGGUCAACACCUAUGCAAGAGAAUGAAAUCAGUAAGGAACCUUAUGAUGCUCAUCAGUCUGAUUCCAAUAAUAGGAAGCAUUCUGACCCAAACAGUAAGGAACUCUUAGACCCUGACGACGUAGAGCUGUCAGUGCAGAAGACCAGCUUGAAGACUCAGGUCCAGUCUGGGCCUUCAGAACAGACCAGGAACAAUGAGAUCAAAGAUGAAGGACUCACAAAGGCUGAUCCUCUUGAAAAGAAACCCAAGAAGAUGACUCUGGAAGCCGAAUUAGAGGACAUAACGAAAACUCAACAACGCAGUCUAAUGGACUGGAGUUUCACUGAACAUUUUAAACCGAAAGUUCUGCUUCAGGUUCUGCAAGAAGCCAGUCAGCAAUACAGGUGGAUUGAUUCUUAUUACCAUACCCAGGACAACUCUCUACUUUUAGUCUUUCAUAAUCCAAUGAAUACACAACGUCUGCAUUGUGAACAUUGGAACGUUGCUCUUCACUCCAACGUUGGAUUCAGGAAUUAUUUGGAACUUGUGGCAAAAUCCAUUCAAGAUUGGAUCAUAAAAGAAGAAGCCAUAUAUCAGGAAUCUAAAAUGGCUGAGGAAAUUAAUAGGACAAAGGCUGAGCUGGAAUUGAAAUCUGCUGGUGGCAAAAUCACUUCUCCUGGCAAAAUCAAUGCUGUUAAAAAAUCUAAAAGUAACAAAGGAAUGAGCAAAACAGAGAUAGCAGAUCAAGAAAAAGAAAAGGAAAAAGAGAAAGAGAAGAUUGCUUUCAUUUUAGAAGGCUCUCUCAAGGCAUGGAAAGAAGAACAAGAUCGAUUAGCAGAAGAAGAGCGCUUACAGGAAGAAAAAAAAGCAGAAAAGAAAAGUAAGGAAGCUAGUAAAAAGAAAGGAAAGGAAAAGGUAGAGAAAGAAGACAGUAGGGCUUUGAAGAAAAAAUCGUUUUUCAAGGAGAAAUCUAAAGAAGAACAAAUGAGGAUUCCAGAAGUAACAGAGGAACCCCUCCUGGAACCAGAACCUGAGAUUGUUUAUCCGUUUCAUGGAUACAAUAUGGGAGAUAUACCCAUCCAAAUCUCAGGAACAAAUUCUUAUCUGUAUCCUUCAGAUGGAGGGCAGAUUGAAGUUGAGAAGACAACAUUUGAAAAAGGGCCAACUUUUAUCAAAGUGACAGUGAAAAAGGACAAGCACACUUUUAUAAUUCAUUUAAAAGACCCUAAGAAAAUUGUGAAAAAGGAAAAAAAAGAAGAGGAUUAUUCUUCAGAAGAUGAGAAAGAAGAAAGAGAGGAAGAGCAGAAUCUUGAAACAGAAGUAUCAGAUACAGAGAAUAAAGUUGUCAGCAAGUUUGGAUCUUUUUCUGCCACCUUAGAAAAUGGGAUCUGCCUCUCAAUAAGUUACUAUGGACCAAGUGGAAUCGCACCAGAAGAUAAGGAUCCUACUUUGGAAGCCAUGUUGAGUAUCCCAUCAGCCCUUACUACAACAGUAAUUCCUCUUAUAGUGACUGUUCCUCAAAGCAAAGUAAAAGGAAAAACAAAAGGUAAAGAUAAACCCAAAGAAUCUCUUAAAGAAGAGGAACACCCAAAAGAAGAAGAGAAAAAGGAAGAAGUAGAACCAGAACUUAUUUUACAAGAGACACUUAAUGUUCCUACCUUCCAAAACCUAAAUGUGUCUUGCCCCAAUGGACUCCUUGUGACCUUCAUUGGGCAAGAGUCUACAGGUGAGUAUCUGAAUGUUAUGAAUGAGGAACCCAUUUGGGACAUCAUGGUCCGGCAGAGCUACCCCCAGAAGGUGAAGCACUAUGAGUUCUACAAGACGGUGAUGCCACCAGUGGAGCAGGAGGCAUCAAGAGUUAUCACCAGGCAAGGCACUGUUGUCAAAUACAUGUUGGAUGGAUCCACACAGAUUCUCUUUGCAGAUGGUGUUGUGAGCAAUAGUCCUGAUUCAGGUCCUGUUUGUCCUCCUGUUGAAAUGCCACCAAGCCCCCACAGCGGAGACUUGAUGGACACAGUUUCUCAGCAGAAGUCAGAAAUAGUACCGUCUGAGAUUGUCAUCCCAAAGAAAGGAAAAAGUCACAAAAAUCAGUCAUCAAUGGCGCAUAAGAAUGAAAGCCAUGAUCCUCCCCCAGAGACAAUUCAAACAGUAACUCCAGUGGAGGUUCAUGUAGGCACCUGGUUUACAACCACACCAGAAGGAAAACGGAUUGGCACCAAAGGAGUAGAAAGAAUAACAGACAUGACCCCAUUAUUAUCCUUUAAGACCACAGAUCCUGUCAAUGGAACGGUUAUGACAACUCGAGAAGACAAAGUAGUCAUUGUAGAAAAGAAAGAUGGCACUCGGAUAGUGGAUCAUGCUGAUGGUACCAGAAUCACAACCUUUUAUCAAGUUUAUGAAGAUCGUAUUACUCCUCCAGAUGAUCACCAAAAAACUGAACAUCCUCAAACUGUUACCAGGCAGGUGAAGUGCAUGCGGAUAGAAAACUCACACUAUGCCACUAUCAUCACCAACUGCGAGGACAGUAGCUGCUGUGCCACCUUUGGGGAUGGGACAUCUAUUAUUGCAAAGCCACAGGGAAAAUACCAGGUGUUACCUCCAAACACAGGCUGCCUUCACAUUGAUAGGGAUUGUUCAGCUACAUAUUGUCAUGAAACAAGCAGUGAUAUAUACCACCCUUUCCAAAAACGUGAGCAGCUAAGAGCUAGCAGGUACAUCAUGAAGCACACAUCGGAGGUUAUCUGUGAGGUCCUAGAUCCUGAGGGAAAUACCUUUCAGGUUAUGGCUGAUGGUAGCACAUCAACUAUGGUACCUGAAAACAAUUUAGAAAAUGAUUUAAAUGAAAAAGCUGAAGGCUAUGAUACUUUAUCAGCUACUCACCUUUGUAAGAACCAUCUGCAAAUCUAUGGUGAACACGUGCCCAGGUUUUUUGUCAUUUAUGCUGAUGGAUCAGGAGCGGAACUUCUUCGAGACAGUGACAUAGAAGAAUACCUAUCUUUGGCAUAUGGAGAAUCGGCUACUGUAGUUCUGCAGGAGCCAGUACAGGAACAGCCAGGUGCCCUGAGCAUCACUGUCCUUCGCCCUUUUUAUGAAGCAUCACCAUGGCUAAUGAAGAAAGAAUUAGAUACAAUUGUUCCUCCUAAUCUCCAGUCAAGGUCAUGGGAGACAUUUCCCUCCAUUGAGAAAAAAACUCCUGGACCUCCAUUUGGCACUCAGAUUUGGAAAGGUCUUGACAUUGGGUCCAAACAGCUAAUAAGUGCCCCAGGCCCUAUACUCAAGAGCCCUAACGUUCUACAGAUGCGUCAGUUCAUCCAGCAUGAGGUCUUGAAGGAUGAGGUGAAACUAAAGUUGCAGAUUUCCCUUAAGGAUUAUAUAAACCAUAUUCUAAAGAAAGAGGAUAAGCUACAGGAAAUGACUAUUAAAGAUUCCAGAACUGAGGAGGAAAGGGGUAAUGCUGCAGAUCUCCUCAAGCUAGUAAUGUCAUUCCCUAAAAUGGAAGAAACUACAAAAAGUCAUGUAACUGAAGUUGCAGCCCACCUAGCCGAAUUAUUCAAGCAAUCUUUGCCUACUGCUCCAGAACAUCCACCAAAAACAUCUGAUAAAUAUUUCCUUGAAAAGAAAUGGAGGCACACAGCAAAAACAAAGCACUGGAGAGAAAAGUUGGAACAAAAGAGGAAGGAAAUUGAAAAUACGCAAAAUUACCUAAAGGAAAUUAGGAACAAAGUCAUAUCACCCUACUUCAAAUCUGAAUUGAGCAAGUUAUAUCAGUCUCAGUUUAAUUAUCUGGACACCCUUUCCAAAAACUUGCCUCCUUUUACAAAGACAGAGGAAGAUGCAAACAAAACAGGUCUUCCGAAUGCAUCCGAUGAACUUCAUCCAGAUUGCCAGCAAGAUUCAGAACAGGAAUCCGUAAGAACAACAGGUCUUCCAAAACUGAAGAAUUUUGGGGACAUCACGGAGUCUGCUGGCCAGAACCAAACUGAAGAUUUAGCAAAACCUAUCGACGACCCAGAAUCCUAUGAGCCCGUGAAAAUUCCAACCCAGUCAUUGCUGCAGGAUGUCACAGGACAAGCCAGGAAAGAGAAAGUGAGGUUACCACACUACUUGUUGAGUUCCAAGCCCAAGUCUCAACCUCUCACGAAGGUGCAGGAUUCUGUUGGAGGAAGAGUGAAAACAUCCUCUGUUGCAUCUGCUGCCAUUAAUAAUGUGAAUUCAUCCCCUUUUGGUUUCCACCUGAUCCCACCAUCGGUGAAGUUUGGCGUGCUUAAAGAGGGACACACCUACGCAACCACUGUAAAGCUCAAGAACGUGGGAGUGGACUUCUGCAGAUUUAGGGUGAAGCAGCCCCCACCCAGCACAGGACUGAAAGUGACUCACAAACCCGGACCUGUGGCGGCUGGUUUGCAAACAGAACUGAAAGUUGAGUUAUUUGCCAUGGCUGUUGGAGAGGAUGGUACCAAGGGAUCAACACACAUCUCACACAAUAUUGAGAUUAUGACGGAGCAUGACGUCCUGUUCUUACCUGUGGAAGCAACAGUUUUGACAAGCAGCAAUUAUGAUAAGAGACCAAAAGAUUUUCCUCAGGGAAAAGAAAAUCCCAUGGUCCAGAGGACUUCUACGAUUUCUUCCUCUACACUUGGAGUCUUCAUGUCCCGUAAAAUUUCUCCACAUUAG